GGUUGGGUCGGGAAUUUUUCAAGAAUUCAAGUCUUCCAUUGGCCGGCUACGGGAGAACUAACAAUUUGGUUUUCUGUUUAAAUAAUUUUAAUUAGAUUUAGUUGAAUUUAAUUCAAUUAACAGUAAAAUAAACUUAAUUAAAAGUAAUUUAAAGCCACCAAUUUGUUGUUUUUUCUCUCUAGUUGGUUUUUAAAACAUAAUUUAAAAUGAUUAAGAACGCAGUAUCACUUGUGACUGGAGGAGCUUCAGGUUUGGGUCGUGCUACUGCCGAGCGUUUAGCACGCAAUGGAGCCAAAGUAGUUCUUGCCGAUUUGGCAACCUCCAAAGGCAACGAAGUUGCCAAGGAACUGGGUGACAACGUUGUGUUUGUCCCAGUCGAUGUAAGUUCUGAGAAGGAUGUCCAAAACGCUGUGCAGGUCGCCAAAGAUCAGUUCGGACGUCUGGAUUUGGCUGUUAAUUGUGCUGGAACUGCUGUUGCCUUCAGGACAUACAAUUUCAAUAAGAGCCUCCCUCAUAAGUUAGAAGAUUUCGCCAGGGUGUUGACCAUUAACACUGUGGGAACUUUCAAUGUUAUUCGUUUGUCUGCCGGUCUCAUGGGAACCAACGAACCCAAUCAAGACGGACAGCGUGGUGUCAUCAUUAACACAGCUUCGGUCGCAGCUUACGACGGUCAAAUCGGCCAGGCAGCUUACGCCGCCUCAAAGGCCGCCGUUGUUGGUAUGACUCUCCCAAUUGCUCGUGACUUAAGUACCCAGGGUAUUCGUGUUUGCACCAUUGCUCCUGGUCUCUUCAACACCCCCAUGCUGGCUUCCUUACCUGAAAAGGUUCGUACCUUUUUGGCCAAGAGCAUCCCAUUCCCCCAACGCUUGGGUGAACCUUCAGAAUAUGCCCAUUUGGUUCAAGCUAUCUACGAAAAUCCCCUCAUGAACGGCGAGACUAUUCGUAUCGAUGGUGCCCUUCGCAUGCAACCUUAAGAUAAGUAAAAUGUUUUCAAAACCGAAAGUGCAUUUAAUUUAAGGUAAAUGUUCCCAGUUUUUUUUUUUUAUUUUUAAAUUUUGAAUAAAUCGUUCUUUGAUUAUGGAAAGAA
This is a messenger RNA of Eupeodes corollae, 1087 nucleotides long. It is a transcript of the gene scu, whose product is annotated as 3-hydroxyacyl-CoA dehydrogenase type-2. Gene Ontology annotation, biological process: fatty acid metabolic process; androgen metabolic process; estrogen metabolic process. The record is from RefSeq and is a predicted model, not a curated record. The coding region runs from base 207 to 974 and encodes 255 amino acids. The transcript has 2 exons. NCBI's taxonomy places the organism in Eukaryota, Metazoa, Arthropoda, Insecta, Diptera, Syrphidae. Gene Ontology annotation, cellular component: mitochondrion. Gene Ontology annotation, molecular function: estradiol 17-beta-dehydrogenase [NAD(P)+] activity.